AUGGCCGACGCCACCCUCUUCGACGACACCUUCACCCUCACCUCCCUCAACAACCAAAAAUACGACCGCGUCUCCCGCGUCACGGGCACAUCCACCGAUUCCUCGACCAUCUUGAGUCUCGACAUCAACCACGAAAUCUAUCCUGUAGCCGUUGGCGAGACUUUGCAGGUUGUGCUUGCCUCAACACUCAACUUGGACGGCACCAAAGAGGAUGUAAGCAAGGGAUGGAGGGAAAAGGGCGCAGAGGAGAAUUCGCUGGCGGAUAUGUUUGAUUAUGUUUGUUGGGGCAAGGUGUAUAGGUUUGAGGANGGGGAGGGGGAGAAUAUUAAGGUCUAUGUUUCCUUUGGCGGACUGCUGCUUUACCUCGAGGGUCCCUACAAGAAGCUCACUCCUCUGCGCAUCGACUACAUCUACCUCUUGAUCAAGAAAUGA
This is a messenger RNA of Aureobasidium vineae, 432 nucleotides long. The record is from the annotation of a GenBank genome assembly. NCBI's taxonomy places the organism in Eukaryota, Fungi, Ascomycota, Dothideomycetes, Dothideales, Saccotheciaceae.